AUUAAACAAGGCAUUAUACAUUCUGUUGCAUGGCUUUAAACACUCUUCCCACUAACAGGUAUAGACACAACUGAAGUCAAAUUAGGUGAUAACCUGAAAAUCAACCUAAUUCUGAACAAGCAGUCAAGUGGAAGCAAAGACAUCACUUAUCUGAUCACAAGCAGAGGUCAACUGGUGAAAUUUGGACGCUAUAAAACAAUAGGCCAAGUGUUGAUCUCCCUCAUAAUUCCCGUUACCAAAGAGAUGCUGCCAUCUUUCCGGAUCGUUGCCUUCUACCAUCCCAGCGAUAAUGAAGUGGUGUCAGACUCCGUUUGGGUGGAUGUUAAAGAUUCGUGCAUAGGCUCGCUGAAAUUAGAGCCAAGAGGACCUGCUGCUGUCUACGAGCCCCGAAAGAUGUUCAGUUUAAAGGUCUCUGGAGAUCCAGGUGCCACCGUGGGACUGGUGGCUGUAAACAAAGGUGUUUACGUCCUAAACAGCAAACACCGGCUCACACAGAAAAAAAUUUGGGAUGAAGUGGAGAAGUAUGACACUGGCUGCACUCCUGGUGGAGGGAAGGAUGGCUUGAGUGUGUUCUAUGAUGCUGGGCUGUUAUUUGAGUCCAGUACUGCAUCAGGAACAGCUUACAGACAAGGACAAUCCUGGAGAAAAUGGAUCUGCUGGAGAAGUACAGCAGUGAGUGAAAGAGAGGAGAGUGAAGAAAGAGAAGGAAGGAGAAACAGUGAUGAGCUUCUAGACCUAAGCAGAGGACAUGAGGCAGAAGAGCAGAGCGCACGAGAGAGGAGGGUAACUUUUGACCAACUUUAGUCUGCUGGAAAGAAUUGCUGUUAAAAUCCUUAGAUGUCUGAUAAUAAAUAAAUGAAGUUUAUGUUUGAUAUAUUAAA
Messenger RNA from Oryzias melastigma (Indian medaka), 881 nucleotides. Its product is annotated as complement C3. The coding region runs from base 244 to 804 and encodes 186 amino acids. The transcript has 5 exons. NCBI's taxonomy places the organism in Eukaryota, Metazoa, Chordata, Actinopteri, Beloniformes, Adrianichthyidae. The record is from RefSeq and is a predicted model, not a curated record.